GUUGGAAAAGAAACUGUGCAGACAACAGAAGACCAGAUCUUGAAAAGGGAUAUGCCACCAGCAUUUAUCAAAGUGGAGAAUGCCUGCACCAAACUUGUUCGGGCAGCCCAGAUGCUGCAAGCAGAUCCUUACUCAGUACCAGCUCGUGACUAUCUAAUUGAUGGAUCAAGAGGCAUCCUUUCUGGAACGUCAGAUUUACUUCUGACAUUCGAUGAAGCGGAGGUCCGUAAAAUCAUCCGUGUCUGCAAAGGAAUAUUGGAAUAUCUGACUGUGGCGGAAGUAGUAGAGACUAUGGAGGAUUUGGUGACAUACACAAAGAAUCUAGGGCCAGGAAUGACAAAGAUGGCCAAAAUGAUUGAUGAAAGACAACAGGAAUUAACUCAUCAGGAACAUAGGGUUAUGCUGGUAAACUCCAUGAAUACCGUGAAGGAGCUAUUGCCUGUACUUAUUUCAGCUAUGAAGAUUUUCGUAACCACGAAAAAUUCUAAAAGCCAGGGAAUAGAAGAGGCAUUGAAAAAUCGCAAUUUCACAGUAGAGAAAAUGAGUGCUGAGAUAAAUGAAAUAAUCCGUGUAUUACAACUCACUUCCUGGGAUGAAGAUGCCUGGGCAAGCAAGGACACUGAAGCCAUGAAAAGAGCUUUAGCCUUAAUAGAUUCAAAGAUGAACCAGGCAAAAGGUUGGCUGAGAGAUCCAAAUGCACCUCCAGGGGAUGCUGGUGAGCAAGCAAUAAGGCAGAUCCUUGAUGAAGCUGGAAAAGCAGGAGAACUGUGUGCAGGCAAAGAACGCAGAGAGAUUCUGGGAACAUGCAAGACGCUGGGCCAGAUGACUGAUCAACUGGCUGACCUCAGAGCUAGAGGACAGGGUGCUACACCCAUGGCUAUGCAGAAAGCGCAGCAGGUCUCACAAGGUCUGGAUUUGCUCACUGCAAAAGUGGAGAAUGCAGCCCGCAAAUUGGAGGCCAUGACAAACUCUAAGCAGGCAAUUGCUAAGAAGAUUGAUGCUGCUCAG
This is a messenger RNA of Fulmarus glacialis (Northern fulmar), 1008 nucleotides long. RefSeq names its product vinculin. The annotation marks the transcript as partial. Gene Ontology annotation, biological process: cell adhesion. Lineage: Eukaryota; Metazoa; Chordata; Aves; Procellariiformes; Procellariidae. Gene Ontology annotation, molecular function: actin filament binding; structural molecule activity. The record is from RefSeq and is a predicted model, not a curated record. Gene Ontology annotation, cellular component: actin cytoskeleton. The transcript has 8 exons.